Messenger RNA from Arachis stenosperma, 1166 nucleotides. Its product is annotated as ATP synthase subunit delta', mitochondrial-like. NCBI's taxonomy places the organism in Eukaryota, Viridiplantae, Streptophyta, Magnoliopsida, Fabales, Fabaceae. The record is from RefSeq and is a predicted model, not a curated record. Bases 130 to 732 code for a protein of 200 amino acids. Gene Ontology annotation, biological process: proton motive force-driven ATP synthesis. Gene Ontology annotation, molecular function: proton-transporting ATP synthase activity, rotational mechanism. The transcript has 2 exons.
GACAUUCACUUAUUCCUCUUCAUAGUCUUCUCUCUCCUCCUCUCUUCCCGUCUGUCACCGCACGAACAGUACAGUCGCUUUCUCUCUCCGACCCUGCGAGACCGAGCGAUCCAAUUCCUCCGCACCACCAUGUUCUGCCGAGCAUCUACCCUCCUCCGCCACCCACUGAUGGGCGCUACAUCCCGCCGAUUCUCGACGGAUCUGCCGGCGGCGGCCGUAGAAGAUUCGAGCUUCGUGGAGGCAUGGAAGAAAGUGAGCCCAAACGUGGAUCCACCAAAGACUCCAUUGGCUUACAUGAAGCCUCGCCCAGCCACUCCUUCUUCCCUUCCUUCCAAGCUCACUGUCAACUUCGUCCUCCCUUACGCUUCCGAACUCUCCGCUAAAGAGGUUGACAUGGUCAUAGUACCUGCAACAACCGGGCAAAUGGGUGUUCUCCCUGGACACGUUGCAACAAUUGCAGAGUUGAAACCUGGUGUCCUAUCCGUUCACGAAGGCAAUGAUGUGACCAAGUACUUUGUCAGCAGUGGCUUUGCCUUCAUCCAUGCGAAUUCUGUUGCUGAUAUAAUAGCUGUUGAAGCUGUACCAGUAGAUCGAAUUGAUGCAAACUUAGUCCAGAAGGGACUUCAAGAUUUCACUCAGAAGCUGAAUUCGGCCACAACUGAUUUGGAGAAAGCUGAAGCUCAGAUUGGAGUUGAUGUCCAUAGUGCUCUCAACUCGGCUCUUACAGGCUGAGUACUGCAGUAUUUUUGUUUUAUUUAUUUUUUUAAUUUGUUUAUUCCCCACCCACAUCUGGCCUGGUGGCAGGUCAUUGAGUUAUCUAUUCGCUAAACAACAUUUUGAUGUUGUGUUUCACUAUGGAAAGUGAAUUGAUAAAAUAAAAGUUUCAAGAGCUGCCAUCUAGCCAGAGAAAGUUAACCAAGGCCUUAAAAUUAAUCCUUUAUUAUUGUUGGCAGCAUGAGUUGACACGACACUGUAAGCAAAAUCUUUGCUGUAUGGUGAAUACUGAAUAGUUUUGCAUGCUUCAUUUUGCUUGUGCAGAUGCAUAAAAUGUCAACGAAUGCAUCGAAUUCCUUUGAUUUUAUGUUCAGAUAAUGUAAAGAAGUGAGAUAAUUUGCACCUGGAUGAGAUCCAAACUUGUUGGCUGCGAAUGUUGGCAUAUUUCUAAA